This is a messenger RNA of Temnothorax curvispinosus, 2928 nucleotides long. Its product is annotated as TBC1 domain family member 14-like. The record is from RefSeq and is a predicted model, not a curated record. The transcript has a single exon. Lineage: Eukaryota; Metazoa; Arthropoda; Insecta; Hymenoptera; Formicidae. The coding region runs from base 728 to 2605 and encodes 625 amino acids.
AAAUAUGAGAAAUUCUUUCACCAGGGUUCAUCGAUGAAUCACGCUAUGCGUCUACAUGUGUAGCGGCCUUUAGUGAGCAAGUAGCGUAUAAAUGACCGGAUUCGUCGUGGAAUGUGGAGAUUGUGGAAUUCGCUGUCGCUACUCACUUGUCAGUGCCGUGCAUACUGCGUGCUAGUGCAUGCUGGUGCACGCAAUUGUUUGAUUCGAGCUCGCAAUCGUCGCAAUUGAUUUCAAAGAAUGUGAUCUUUCACCGUUGAUUUCGGAGCUCUCGGUCCGGUCUUCUGUCCGAUAUUUUGUUACGCGCGUACGCCGUAUUUUUAGACGCGACCGAUCAGUCUCGUCUGGCCAGACAUAGCGACUCGAUUACGAUUUUACGAGGCGAGGCGCCCAGCGACGCGAGAGUACAUAUCAUAUCGCGAAAUGACGCGCGCGUGACAAGGGAGAGGACCAUCAGACCAUCACCAUCUGGCGCCGUCUGCUCCUGCGAAGGUCGUUCGGGGUCACCCGUUUCACCCGUCUGGUCGCCGCGCGACGUGUCAUCGGAUCGAGACGAGGUGUUAUCGUUUUUUUUCCAUGCCGGCCAGGUCCCCGACAAUCGAUAGGAAAGCAUGCGUGUGCACGGAUUCGUGAGCCUCGCUCGUCGAGGGACUCGGCGCGCGUACGGCUGUCCUCGACGCCCGGAGGCGACCUGGACGCGCCCGCGAGGUUAGGUGGGCCGCGACCAGCCAUGAAGAGCCCGGUGACGUCCCAGCGCCUGAACGGGACCAACGCGCAUCCCGUCCCGUCGACAAGCCCGCUGCAGACUUUAGGAGGCGCCAAGUCCCGUCACAACAACGCCGCCAAUAGCUUCCAGGUGGUGAAGGUCGCCGGACGCGAGUCCGGCUGCUACAUCGCCAGCAACAUCGCGCCGAAGAUCGGCAAGCAGCAAUUGGUGUCCCUGAACGGGGACACGGUGCGCUGCGACAGCGUCAACUGCGACGAGGCGCUGGCGUGCGAUGUGGCGCCCAUACCGGCGACGAAGACCAAGGCCCUGUGCGUGCACAUCAGGGAGAACAAGUGGUACGACGCCGGUAACGUGGUCUCCGUCGGGGUAGCGGGAACCAGCCUGAAUCAUGCCCUGGAAAGCAUGUCCCUGGCUUACAAUCCUUCUACGAAGCAGCUGUAUUCCGUGGAGGAGGCCAGGACGCCCAGCAAUGCACAAAUCGACUGUACUCCACAGUACCUAGAAUCUCCAUGUAACGGUAAGGAACAAGCGCCGAGUGUGAAACUUGACGCGGACAAAUAUACGAAACUUGAAAAUGUCAGUGCAAACAGUAGUCCAAGAAAUAGUCUGCCACGCUCGUGUAGCAGCACAGUGUCUUCCCUUAGCGAGAUAUCACCUUCGGGCAGCUUUCUAGGAUCCGACGAGCAACACCUCGUGGAAAAAGCUGAUAAGAUACCCAAACGUUGGGGAUUGAACACGAUUUUUACGAAGAAUGUGUUUUCGUGGAAGAAUAGAGGUUCUCAACAGUCGACACCUACAGGUAGCCCAUCGAGAAAUAUCGACAAGGUAGGCGGUAGUACAGCUUUAAUUCAACAGCCGAGACCAGCGAGUUUACCAGCUAAAAAUGCACUGGAAGAAGAACGCCAUCGUAAGCAAUACAAUGCUAUUUUAGAGGCAGCAAGGAAGAGAGAACUGCGCGAAGAGAGGGAGCGUAAGCAGCAACGGGAAUGUCAGCUGAGAGAGGAGAAGAGAUUAGCCGAGGAUUCCAACGCGUGGAAUGUACACGUUUUACCUAAGUUCGAGAGUGUUAAGAAUACGAAAAGAGUAAGGGAACUGUGGUGGCGCGGUUUGCCGCCGAGUGUUCGUGGUAGAGUAUGGAAAUUAGCGAUUUCGAAUAAUUUGAAUGUAACGCCGCACCUCUACAAUCUUUGCUUAGACAGGGCAAUGUCGAGCCCCAACAAUGAGUCAUUAGCCGCUAUCAGAUUAGACGUAUCUCGUACCUUUCCUACCUUAUGUGUCUUUCAAGAGGGUGGACCAUUAUUCGAUAGCCUUCAGGGUAUUUUGGCAGCGUAUGCCGUAUACAGACCGGACGUAGGCUACGUGCAAGGUAUGAGUUUCGUGGGUGCUGUUUUAUCAUUAAAUAUGGAACCGCCGGACGCCUUUGCCUGCUUCGCGAAUCUGCUAAAUCAUCCUUGCCACAGAGCCGCCUUUACAUUGGACCAAAAAAGAAUGGAUACUUACUAUAAAGUAUAUUCCAGUGCUCUUGCGCAUAAGCUGCCAAAAGUCUUUUCUCAUUUUACCGUAGCAGGAUUAAGCCCGGACUUGUAUCUAUUAGAUUGGUUGUAUACUAUAUACGCUAAAGCAAUGCCUCUUGAUGUCGCAUGUAGAAUCUGGGAUGUCUUUCUCAGAGAUGGAGACGAGUUCCUCUUCAGAACCGCGCUGGGAGUGUUGCACUUGUAUCAAGAAGAGUUAUUAAAAAUGGAUUUCGUACACGGCGCACAAUUUCUCACUAGAUUGCCGGAGAAUCUACAAGCGGAAUCCUUAUUCAACAGUAUUAGUCAGAUGUCUACUACUGUUGGGACGACAACAUUCCAGCAAAUGUUGGUUCAAUAUUCUUCGUAAUUUAGUAUAGCAAAGGUAUAGCAAAAUUGAAGUUUUCUUAUUGUGAUAACAAAAUCUUUGUGCAAACAAUUUUAUACAUUAUUUAUUAUUAUUUGAAAUUAAAAAUCUAAUGACUUGUCUGAAAAUUUUAUAUUAAGAUAUCAUGAUUUGUGUUUGUUUGCGAAUAACUUGUACUGAAUGUUUCAGAAACGAUACAUGGGAAUAUCGUUUCUCCGAUCUUUUAGAAGAAGAAAUAAUCUUUAUUCAAAUCUUUUGUUUUAUAAUUGACACAAAAAUAUAAUGUAGAUAUUAAUUGCACAAUAGAUUAGACAGAUAAUUUUCAA